UUCGUAGGGUACAAUUUGAAAUAAACUUGGGAUCUAUUCGGAAAAAACACUCGAUUUCGUUACUUCAAACUGAGAAUAAAUUAUAAAAUCACAUUAGUCUAAAAACCAAACAAACAAAAAAUACAAAAUAUGGAAGUACAAUUGGGAUGGCCAAAAUUGAUCAAGAUAGGUGCCAAGUUGGUGGGCCACAAGCUUCAGCAGUAUCGCCUGUCCACAGGUAACACGCUCGUGCUGGACACCAAGUUCGGCCAGGUGCGGGGACUCCAGAGGAAGACCGUCUACGACGGAGAACUGUACUUCGCCUUCGAGGGAAUUCCUUACGCAAAACCCCCGGUAGGAGAGCUCCGGUUCCGAGCCCCCCAACCGCCGGAGCCGUGGCAGGGAAUCCUCGACUGUACAACCUACCGGGCAAAGCCUUUGCAAAGGAACAUAGUUCUCAGCAUCGUCGAAGGCAGUGAGAAUUGCCUGCACCUGAAUAUAUACGUGAAGGACCUCGAAUCGAAGAAACCCCUACCUGUGAUUGUUUGGAUCUAUGGUGGGGGCUUCCAGAAAGGUGAAGCCUCCAGAGACAUCUACAGUCCUGACUACUUCAUGAAGCAGCCAGUAGUCUUCGUCUGCAUCAACUACCGACUCGGUGCCUUGGGCUUCCUAAGCCUAAGUGAUCCUAACCUGGAUGUGCCUGGUAAUGCAGGACUCAAGGAUCAGGUCCAAGCUCUACGCUGGAUCAGCCAGAACAUUGCCAACUUUAACGGCGAUCCAAACAACAUCACCAUCAUGGGGGAGAGUGCUGGAGCAGCUUCUGUCCACGUAAUGAUGACCACGGAGCAGACGCGUGGACUCUUUCACAAGGCUAUCAUGCAAUCCGGAUGUGCCCUCAGUGAAUGGGCAGACAGUCCGGAUCGCAACUGGGCCUUCCGUCUGGCCCAGCGUAUGGGCUAUAAGGGAAGCGAGAAAGAUGCCGACGUGCUGCGUUUUCUGAGCAAAGCCCCCGCCCGACAGAUUGCGAAUAUCGACCAGGACAUCAUUACACAGGACGAGAUGCGGAACUUCCAGCUCUUUGCUUUUGGUCCCGUGGUAGAGCCGUAUGAGAGCUCUCAUUGUGUUGUACCGAAAAAACAUAAAGAAAUUUUGGCCAGCGCUUGGGGUAAUGACAUACCCAUCAUAAUGGGCGGAAACUCGUUUGAAGGGCUGUUCUCGUAUCAGCUGGUUAAGAAUGACCCAUGGGUCUUGAAAAACUUCCACAACAUCCUGCCGAGGGAAGUGAGCGAAGCCUGCACCCAGGAGGAGCGGGAUCUCCUAGUGCGGCGUCUUAAGAAGGUCUACUUCAACAACGAGCUGCAGGAAUCGAUGGACUUCUUCGAGGCCUUGAAUAUAUUUUCCCAUCGCCAGAUCUGGCACGAUAUGCACCGAUUGGUUCUCGCUCGCCAGACCUAUGCUGCUGGGACACCCACAUAUUUGUACCGCUUCGACUUUGAUUCCCCGUACUUCAACCAAUUCCGAGGACUAGUGUGCGAUGCUCAUGUUCGGGGAGUAUCCCAUGCCGACGAAUUAUCCUACCAGUUCUACAAUAUUAUUGCCUCCAAGCUGGAAAAGUCCUCGAUGGAGUACAAAACCAUUGAGAGGAUGGUGGGCAUGUGGACAUCAUUCGCCGCCAAUGGAGAUCCCAACUGUCCGGAAAUUAAAUCCGCCACGUGGGAACCUAUCGGAGCAAAAGAAAAUGGCACUGAAAAGUGUUUCAAUAUAAGCCAUAACUUGGAAAUGCGGGAACUGCCAGAGUUUGAGUCGCUGACCGUGUGGGAUAGUUUUUACCCAAAAGGGUCCCUUAUCUAGUCAAAAACGUAGAUGCUUAAUGCCCUGCA
Molecule: messenger RNA, 1859 nt
Organism: Drosophila bipectinata
Lineage: Eukaryota; Metazoa; Arthropoda; Insecta; Diptera; Drosophilidae
Gene: alpha-Est2
Product: alpha-Esterase-2
Molecular function (GO): serine hydrolase activity
Source: RefSeq, a predicted model, not a curated record